UUACAGCCCAAAUCCCGACCUCCUCUCCGGAAAGAGCCGAAAAAAAAACCCAACUCCCACACGAGUACAACUACUUUCAACUCUUCGGAGCCUCACGCGUAAAAACACCCCCAGUGAUUUGAAACCACCGGAGCUGAACUUUGAUCGUUCUCCCUCCUGCAGGAGGAAAGUUUUACGCACGGCUCCAAACUUCUCGACGCGUUUGGAACGCCUCGUGCCUCCUUGCGCACGGGAUUUUACGUGCGAUUUUGCGCCCGGCUGCCUGGACCCUUCUCUCCAUGGAGUUUACCCGCUGAGCCGUCGAUGUGAGGGAACACACCUUCCUCUCGCUUUUGGAUUUAUUUCACCUGCACGGGGGCUAGAGCGUCGGAAGCACGGACUUCAGAUGUGUCCCUUGCCAGCCAGAGUGGCCCUUCAGUCCCGAGAUGGAUUCCAGAAGUCAAAACGGCAGCGACGGGGGAGGUGGACACCGCGGACAGUCACCGACAUCAACAAGGUCUGCGGGCACGCCGCAUGACGAAGGGAGACCGCAACUGUGGCCUCCACAAGCGGGCGAUGGUCCGCCCGAUCCCGGGCUGAACAGUAGCCAGGCAUCCCUUACUCCAGCAGUGUUGCCUCUGGAUCAGAUUAGGAUAACUGGGAGUUGUAAUGAGUACACCGAAGGGCCCACGGUUGCCCAGAUGUCUCCGGCCUCUCAGCAAAGACAACAGAAGACCGAUCGUGGGUCGUCGCCUGUUUCAAGGACAAGCGGGCUGCAGGAGACUAAUAAUCUCCGCAACCUGCCUUCAUUGACAGAGCAUGGGAACACGCACACUACCAUCUCCUACGGGGAGGACGGCGUGCUGCGCUCUUCCAGUGCAGAGGACUCCCAGAGUAACAUCAGGACCAGCGUCGGGAGCGCCACUUCAGGCCAGAGGCUCAUCCGCGGCCCAGCAUUCGGGGACCACAUCAUCAGAACCCAGCCGAAACGCGAAGAGCUGAAUUCAGAGGAGUUGAAACCCCUGAACGAGGAGUCCAGCGCGGUGAUUGCCGUGCCGGGCAGUGCGGGCUACAAAACUCCCGGCAAACACUCCAGCAAGUGCGAGAACUGCAACCGCUGCCAGUGUCCGGAGUGCACUCGCCCGCAGGUGCUUCCCUCCUGCUGGAUGUGCGGCCGGCGGUGCGUGUGCUCGGCGCAGAGCGCAGUGGAGUACGGGACGUGCAUAUGCUGCGUCAAGGGGCUCUUCUACCACUGCUCCAGCGACGACGAGGACACGUGCGCCGACAAGCCCUUCUCGUGCUCCCAGUCCCACUGCUGCGUGCGCUGGACCACCGUGUCGCUGCUCGCCGUGCUCUUCCCCUGUCUGCUUUGCUACCUCCCAGCCAGAGGUUGUGUUGCUGCGUGCCAGAGCUGCUAUGACCGAGUCGCUCGACCCGGCUGUCGGUGCAAGAACACGAACCCCGGCCACCGCGAGGAGACGUAGACGAGUUGCUUACGUGUGUCGAAAUGCAGAAGGACAAAAGGACUCCAUGUUGACUGAACUGUUAGUUUUGUCCUUGAAGGUCUGUUGUGGAAAACGGUUUGCUUUCCGAAUCGAGUGAUGCUGUCGCGUUUGUUGUUUUCACCUGCCAGGUCUGUUCCGCAGGUGCGUUCACUCGGCUCCCAGCAUUAUGAGCUUCACUUGAAAGUUUAACCAAAUUAAGCGCUCCGCAUGUUUAAAGGUAUGAAGACAUAUUCAACUACUGUUUUGUCCUGAAAAAUAGUCCCUUCAUUUGGUAGAGUCCAGAUGAAUAGCCUUUUUUUUAACAUUUAAUACAAUUUGUAUGCUAAGAACAGGCUCCUGCUACUAACUGUAUGUAAAGUAGUAAUUCCAAGGGUUUGUUCUUUAGAAUACGAGUUUGACAGAUGUUUUAUUUUUGUACAUAUAAUAAUACUUCAACUGUGAAAAGUUUUCUGCCAUACCAGAGGCACCUUGAUAAAUUCACAUUUAUAUGAAUCAGUUAACUUCAUUCAUUGUUUUUUACAUUCACUGGGAUGUAUAUCAAUCAAUUGUUAUAUAUAAUUUACAAAGGAAAAAAUGUUAUCCCUUCUACUUGUAAAUUGUACAGUGACCUUUUAUGAAAAAAAAUAUUUUCUAAUUCCAACAUUUGCUUAGUGUAAAGUUAAAAAAAGUAUAUAUUUAUUUGAAGGUUUAUUAUUUUAUAAUGAAAAAAAUAUUUAUUUUGAACAUUGUUAAAUGUGUCACCUGUCUUGGGGGCUGUUGUGUAGUCGCUGCCGAUUGGAGGGGACCUGUAGGAGUGUCAAAGCUGGAUGAAUAGUUCACUAUGAAUUAGAAGACAAAAUAUAUUAACGUUUGAAAUUAAACAACCUUGAAGUCUGA
Molecule: messenger RNA, 2360 nt
Organism: Limanda limanda (common dab)
Lineage: Eukaryota; Metazoa; Chordata; Actinopteri; Pleuronectiformes; Pleuronectidae
Gene: spry2
Product: sprouty RTK signaling antagonist 2
Exons: 2
Coding region: 426-1463 (345 amino acids)
Biological process (GO): negative regulation of MAP kinase activity; animal organ development; multicellular organism development
Cellular component (GO): cytosol; membrane
Source: RefSeq, a predicted model, not a curated record